ACUUCACGUUUCUUUCUUUUCACACUGGCCUUAAAGAGGAUAUAUUAGAAGUUGAAGUAGGAAGGGAGCAAGCAGGCCGAUGGCGCAAAGGUACGACGAGCUGCCCCACUACGGCGGCAUGGAGGGGGUGGGCAUCCCCACCACCAUGUACGGGGACCCCCACGGCGCCCGCCCCAUGCAGCCCGUCCACCACCUCAACCACGGGCCGCCGCUCCACUCGCAUCAAUACCCCCACGCCGCCCACGCCAACGCCAUGCCCCCCGCCAUGGGCGCCUCGGUCAACGACGCCCUCAAGAGAGAUAAAGAUGCCAUCUACGGACACCCCCUGUUCCCUCUUUUAGCACUGAUUUUUGAGAAAUGUGAAUUAGCUACAUGCACACCCAGGGAGCCCGGGGUAGCGGGAGGCGAUGUUUGCUCCUCUGAGUCUUUCAAUGAAGACAUAGCAGUGUUCGCCAAACAGAUCCGAGCAGAGAAACCCCUCUUUUCCUCUAAUCCUGAACUGGAUAACUUGAUGAUUCAAGCCAUACAAGUAUUAAGGUUUCAUCUGUUGGAAUUAGAGAAGGUACACGAAUUAUGUGACAAUUUCUGCCACCGGUAUAUUAGCUGUUUGAAAGGAAAAAUGCCUAUCGAUUUGGUCAUAGACGAUAGAGAGGGCGGAUCAAAAUCGGACAGUGAAGACAUAACAAGAUCAGCAAACCUAACAGAUCAGCCCUCCUGGAACAGAGACCACGAUGAUACGGCGUCGACGCGCUCCGGGGGAACCCCCGGCCCCUCCAGCGGGGGCCACACAUCGCACAGCGGGGACAACAGCAGUGAGCAAGGUGACGGCUUGGACAACAGUGUAGCUUCCCCCAGCACAGGUGAUGAUGAUGAUCCAGAUAAGGACAAAAAGCGACAUAAAAAGCGUGGCAUCUUUCCCAAAGUAGCCACAAAUAUCAUGAGGGCAUGGCUGUUCCAGCAUCUAACACACCCUUACCCUUCAGAAGAACAGAAAAAGCAGUUGGCACAAGACACAGGGCUCACUAUACUUCAAGUGAACAAUUGGUUUAUUAACGCUAGAAGAAGAAUAGUUCAGCCCAUGAUAGACCAGUCCAAUCGAGCAGUAAGUCAAGGAACACCCUAUAACCCCGACGGGCAGCCGAUGGGAGGUUUCGUGAUGGACGGCCAGCAGCACAUGGGCAUCCGAGCGCCAGGGCUGCAGAGUAUGCCAGGGGAUUAUGUGUCUCGGGGUAGUCCAAUGGGUAUGAAUAUGGGACAGCCAAGCUAUACCCCACCCCAGAUGCCCCCCCAUCCCGCUCAGCUGCGUCAUGGCCCCCCCAUGCAUACCUACAUUCCUGGACACCCUCACCACCCAGCGAUGAUGAUGCAUGGAGGACCACCCCACCCUGGAAUGCCCAUGUCAGCAUCAAGCCCCACAAUGCUUCAUACCGGCGAGCCGGCAGUGAGCGGACAAGUGAUGGACAUUCAUGCUCAGUAGCUUAAGGGAAAAAUAACACGUUGGCUGCAGCGACGGUAGAUUUCAAACAUUGUCUUUCUGCAAUGACUAUGGAGUUCUUGGUGUCAACUUUGGACCAAGGGGACGUUCCGGUUCUUCACAGGGACCCUGAAAAGCAGGAGAACACCAACCGAAGUCAACUUCUGGGGACAUGCUAAAUACCUAUAUAAGACAUUAAGAGAACAAAGAGUGAAAUAUUGUAAAAUGCUAUUAUACUGUUAUCCAUAUUACGUUGUUUCUUAUAGAUUUUUUAAAAAAAAUGUGAAAUUUUUCCACACUAUGUGUGUUGUUUCCAUAGCUCUUCACUUCCUCCAGAAGCCUCCUUACAUGAAAAAAAGAAGAAGCCUUACACUUAUCCUGCAAAUGACAGAAAGGGCUUAUUUGCAGGAUUUUUAGAGCAUUAAAAUAACUAUGUCAGGCAGAAGAAUCUUUCUUCUAUCCUAGGAUUUCAGCCAUGCACACUCUCUCUCUCCCCCCCCCCCCCCCCUCUCUGUCUGUCUUUCUUCCCUUUCUCUCCCUUUCUCCCCGUCUCUCUCCCUCUCUCUCUUUCUAGCCUGGGGCGUGAAUUUGCAUGUCUAAUUCAUUUACUCACCAUAUUUGAAUUGGCCUGAACAGAUGUAAAUCGGGAAGGAUGGGAAAAACUGCAGUCAUCAACAAUGAUUAAUCAGCUGUUGCAGGCAGUGUCUUAAGGAGACUGGUAGGAGGAAGCAUGGAAACGGAAAGGCAGUGUAUUUGAAGCCUAAUUGUCACAUCAGAGCAUCCUUGUCCCCAUGCAGCAACCACCACCUUGUACAUCACUUCCUGUUUUAUGCAGCUCGAAACAUGGACUGAAGAUUUAUUUUUAAUAUGUUGACUUUCUUUCUGGGCAAGAUGUCGGUCAUGUGUGCAUUUUUUUUUCCAUAGUCCCAUCAUGGAGCAUUUAUGUAUACAUUGUAAAUAAAUUUUGUGCAAAAAGGACUGGAAAAAUGAUCUGUAUUAUUGCAAUUUUUUGUAAAAGUAGCAGUUUGGUAUGAGUUGGCAUGCAUACAGAUUUACUAAGUGGGAUAAGCUAAUUAUACUUUUGUUGUGGUUAAACAAAUGCUUGUUGAUAGCCUUUUUCUAUCAAGAAACCAAGGAGCUAAUUAUUAUUAAUAAUAAUCAUUGCACACUGAGUCUUAGAGUUUCUGAUUGAAACAGUUUGGAUUGUAUAAUAACUCAAAGCCCAGUUGUAGUAGUUUGAGUGCAGUAAUGAAAUCUGAAUCUAAAAUAAAAACAAAUUAUUUUUUGUCA
Colius striatus (speckled mousebird) is the source of this 2764-nucleotide messenger RNA. RefSeq names its product Meis homeobox 1 (gene MEIS1). NCBI's taxonomy places the organism in Eukaryota, Metazoa, Chordata, Aves, Coliiformes, Coliidae. The coding region runs from base 80 to 1477 and encodes 465 amino acids. The record is from RefSeq and is a predicted model, not a curated record. Gene Ontology annotation, molecular function: RNA polymerase II cis-regulatory region sequence-specific DNA binding; DNA-binding transcription activator activity, RNA polymerase II-specific. Gene Ontology annotation, biological process: brain development; hemopoiesis; positive regulation of cell population proliferation. The transcript is spliced from 12 exons.